AUGUUGCGAGUUGGAUCGUGGCUGUAUAGCAAAAAGCCGGCGCAGUCUGUGGACUCGUCGGUCGAGUUGAAAGACUUGGUGCAUGCGAUGAAUGCGGCAACACUGAUUCUCAACGACGAUGUUGAUGGCGCAGAGAGUGGUCUUUCUACGGGUUCUUCGACCUUUCAUACUCUGGGAAAAGGCGUGGUUGCCUUCGUUCGGGCAACAUUGGGAUUCGAACAGGAGAUUAUGCGACAAGCAUCCGAUCGUCUCUACGAAGCGGAAACCAGCGCGGCCAGCAACCAAACCCGGGCUCAGCAUAACGCUCAAGCGUCCAAUGCAUUUCACUCCGAAAUAUAUGCCGCUGGCACCGAAUAUGCGCUAUGCCAAGCAAUCGCGCAAUUGAUGAGUGCGGUGGUUGGGGUGCUGAACGAAAGCCUGACAGAAAGUAUCAAGGCGUUCUAUCGGUUGAGAAAGGCUUACAUCACGCUGGACGCCAUCAUGAAGAUGGAAGAAAAGUUCAUGGAGCAGAGAGACUCGAAUAAAGUUCUACUGCCAACUGUGGGGGAGCUUUCAAGUUCGAGCGCUGCAUGUUCAGACACGUCUAGCCUUUCGUCAAAACGAGGCCCAAAAUCAGCCACCGCCGAACACGCGGAUCUCAAUUCGUCACUAAAAGGGUUGGCCAUCUCUUGCCAGGAAGAUUCCCCGGUUCCUUCGGGCACUUCAACGCCUUCCGCCAAGCAUAUUCAUCAUGACCCCGACUCGGACAUCUUCAAAAAUGAGAUCGAUGUCUUUGUGCACUCCGGUGCCAACUUCUGCUUUGGUAUUCUCCUCCUACUAAUUUCCAUGGUUCCUCCGGCAUUCAGCAAGCUUCUUUCCAUCAUUGGCUUCCAUGGGGACAAACAACGAGGUCUGAGGAUGCUCUGGCAAGCUAGCAAGUUUCACAAUCUCAUCGGUGCCAUGGCUGCUCUCGCACUUCUAGGAUAUUACAACGGUUUCGUUCGCUACUGCGAUAUUAUGCCCGAUCCAACUUCGGGCGAGGCCGAUGUCGAGGGUUACCCACGGGAAAGACUCGCUGCUUUGCUAGCGGAGAUGCGGUCUCGGUUCCCCAAUAGCCGACUUUGGCUGCUCGAAGAAUCGCGGAUGCUAGGUGCAAAUAAGAAUUUGGACGGUGCUUUGGAACUGCUGUGUACGGAUAACAAGAGCCCACUUAAGCAGGUCGAGGCGCUAUGUGUAUUCGAGAAAAGCUUGAACGCACUGUUCCUCCACCGAUACCAAGUCUGCUGCGAAGCAUUCAUUGAGUGCGUGGAUCUCAACUCGUGGUCCCGGUCGCUGUACUACUACAUCGCCGGAUCCUGCCAUGUUGUCCUGUACCGGCAAUGCCUUAAGGACACCAAGCUGGAAAAGUUUGCAGCAGAGCAUGCCAAGAAAGCCGCCUUGUACAUCCGGAAGGCCCCCGAAUUUGCCGGCAAAAAGCGCUUCAUGGCCCGGCAACUGCCAUUUGAUGUGUUUGUGUCUCGGAAAGUGGCAAAAUGGGAGGCGCGCGCCAAAGCGUGGAAUGUGCCUCUGGUGGAUGCAAUUGGUGUGGACCCCAUUGAAGAGAUGAUCUUCUUCUGGAACGGGCACAGUCGCAUGACCAACGAGCAGCUGGAGGAGUCCCUGAGCCGACUGGCAUGGUGCGAAAGCGAGGCCAACCAGACGUGGUCUCGCGAAGGAAUCGAAGAAAAAGCCAUCUUGGAGCUUCUUCGUGCUGCCGUUUUGCGAUCCCUUGGCAGAUAUGAAGAGGCGAAGAACACAUUGCAGACUCGCGUCCUGAGCCAUGACAAGUCUGUCUUCAAGGGACACCUGAAGGAUGACUGGGUCCAUCCAGUUGCCCAUUUUGAGAUGGCAGCCAACUUCUGGAUGGAGCGACCUACAUUCCAGGUACUACAUGGCACCGCUUCUUCUCCCAAGACAUCGGAUGAUGUUUCCACCGGGUCUGGAGAGUUGAGCACCGAGGCCGAGAGAAAGCAGGUACGCCAGUGCAAGGAGUACCUUGACCAUGCUGCUCGCUGGGAGAGCUAUGAGCUCGAUGCUCGUAUUGGUCUGAAGGUUACAGCCGCGAUGGAAGCGGUACACAAGUGGGAGAGUACGCAUCCAACAGCGUAA
This is a messenger RNA of Penicillium bovifimosum, 2127 nucleotides long. Its product is annotated as TTC39/IML2 family protein. Bases 1 to 2127 code for a protein of 708 amino acids. Gene Ontology annotation, cellular component: mitochondrial outer membrane; nucleus; cytosol. NCBI's taxonomy places the organism in Eukaryota, Fungi, Ascomycota, Eurotiomycetes, Eurotiales, Aspergillaceae. The transcript has 6 exons. The record is from RefSeq and is a predicted model, not a curated record.